Messenger RNA from Homo sapiens (human), 5685 nucleotides. RefSeq names its product testis expressed 2 (gene TEX2). The record is from RefSeq and is a predicted model, not a curated record. Bases 560 to 3943 code for a protein of 1127 amino acids. Gene Ontology annotation, cellular component: nuclear membrane; endoplasmic reticulum membrane. The transcript has 12 exons. NCBI's taxonomy places the organism in Eukaryota, Metazoa, Chordata, Mammalia, Primates, Hominidae. Gene Ontology annotation, molecular function: lipid binding.
AGGACCGCGGCCGGUGCCCCAGCCGAAGCCGGAGUCGCGCGGCCGGGAGCACGGGCGCCGGCAUAGUACAAUGAGGCAGCCAGCGGAUCUUGGGUGAGCAGUCUCAGGGCCAGGCGGGGGCGGUGGAGGGAGCGCCCCGCGGAUAAGGCCCGGGCUGGGCGCGGAUCGACCCCGCGGGCUUCAAAGUACCGGUCGGGUCCGGCGGCCCUUGGCGUGGCGGGGCUCGGCCCCCCACCCCGCUGUCAUGGUUCAGGUAUUGAAGGGGACGCCCACCCGCGACACCCCCGGGCAAUCCCUUCCUUCGGGGCCCCGCCGGAUGGCUCGGGCUCGACUCCGGCGGGAGGAGCUGCCGGCCCCGUCCCCUCAGCCUGCGGUCCCCGGCCCCGGGCAGGGAGGCACCGUCACGCGCAAACUAGAGGAAAACGGCUUGCAAUUUUAUGAAUGGGGCCCCGGGUUCCUGCCGCCCCCCUCACCGGCGACGCGAAAUGCUUGAAAGUCGAGAACCGCAGUUACUUUUACUCGAAUCUGUCAGAGAGCCUGAGCCCUUGUGAAGCCGGCAAUGACAAGUCUGUAUGGUCGCCAUGCCGAGAAAACCACUGACAUGCCAAAACCAUCAGCCCCUAAAGUGCACGUGCAGAGGUCCGUGUCCCGAGAUACCAUCGCCAUUCACUUCUCGGCAUCCGGCGAGGAGGAGGAGGAAGAGGAGGAGGAGUUCAGGGAGUACUUUGAGGAGGGGCUGGAUGACCAAAGCAUUGUAACAGGGCUGGAAGCCAAGGAAGACCUCUAUCUUGAACCCCAAGUUGGCCAUGACCCCGCCGGCCCUGCUGCCUCGCCUGUCCUGGCAGAUGGACUGUCCGUGUCCCAGGCCCCUGCCAUUUUGCCCGUCUCCAAGAACACUGUAAAGCUGUUGGAGUCCCCUGUUCCAGCAGCACAAGUAUUAAGUACAGUGCCAUUGGCUGUGUCCCCAGGGUCGUCUUCGUCGGGGCCCUUAGCUAGCUCUCCCAGUGUGUCAUCCCUUUCUGAGCAGAAAACCAGUUCUUCCUCCCCAUUGUCCUCUCCUUCUAAGUCUCCCAUCCUCUCAUCCAGUGCCUCAACCUCCACCCUUUCCAGUGCAAAACCCUUCAUGAGCCUUGUGAAGUCCCUGUCGACCGAGGUGGAGCCAAAAGAAUCCCCACACCCCGCAAGGCACAGGCACUUGAUGAAGACAUUAGUCAAGUCUCUGUCCACGGACACUUCCCGGCAGGAGUCGGAUACAGUGUCCUAUAAGCCACCUGAUUCCAAACUGAACUUACACCUGUUCAAGCAGUUCACACAGCCCCGAAACACAGGUGGAGAUUCCAAAACUGCACCUUCUUCCCCACUGACUUCUCCCUCUGAUACUCGUUCCUUUUUUAAAGUGCCCGAAAUGGAGGCUAAAAUUGAAGAUACUAAACGACGCCUUUCAGAAGUCAUCUAUGAGCCUUUUCAGCUCCUUAGUAAAAUUAUAGGGGAAGAAAGUGGCAGCCAUAGGCCCAAAGCCUUAUCUUCAAGUGCUUCAGAACUCUCCAAUCUGUCCAGCUUGAAUGGGCACUUGGAAAGCAAUAACAACUACAGCAUCAAGGAGGAGGAGUGUGAUUCUGAGGGGGAUGGCUACGGAAGUGAUUCCAACAUCCCCAGAAGUGACCACCCAAAGUCCACUGGUGAGCCCACAAGAGAGAUAGAACUGAAAAGUUCCCAGGGGAGCAGUCUGAAGGAUUUAGGCCUGAAGACAAGUUCUCUAGUUCUGGAGAAAUGUUCUUUGUCUGCCUUAGUGAGCAAAGAAGAUGAAGAGUUUUGUGAACUGUACACUGAGGACUUCGAUUUGGAAACGGAGGGGGAGAGUAAAGUUGAUAAGCUCUCAGAUAUUCCUCUCAAGCCAGAGGUGCUCGCGGAAGAUGGUGUGGUCCUUGACAGUGAGGACGAGGUGGACUCGGCCGUGCAGCACCCGGAAUUGCCAGUGAAGACGUUGGGCUUCUUUAUAAUGUGUGUCUAUGUGUACCUCAUCCUCCCCCUCCCCCACUAUGUGAGUGGACUCUUUCUGGGAAUUGGCCUUGGAUUCAUGACUGCAGUUUGCGUGAUUUGGUUUUUUACACCACCAAGUGCUCAUAAAUAUCACAAGUUACACAAAAAUCUGCGACACUGGAACACAAGAUCUCUGGAUAUCAAAGAACCUGAAAUACUGAAGGGAUGGAUGAAUGAGAUUUACAACUAUGAUCCAGAAACCUACCAUGCGACUUUGACACAUUCAGUCUUUGUUCGACUUGAGGGUGGAACCUUAAGACUUUCAAAGCCCAAUAAAAAUAUAUCCAGGAGGGCCAGCUACAAUGAACCCAAGCCAGAGGUCACCUACAUCAGCCAGAAAAUCUAUGACCUCUCAGACAGCAAGAUUUAUCUUGUACCUAAAACUUUGGCUCGAAAGCGAAUCUGGAAUAAAAAGUACCCCAUUUGUAUCGAGCUUGGUCAGCAAGAUGACUUUAUGUCUAAAGCUCAGACUGAUAAGGAGACUUCAGAAGAGAAGCCGCCAGCUGAGGGAAGUGAGGACCCUAAGAAGCCACCCCGCCCUCAGGAGGGAACAAGAUCUAGCCAGCGAGAUCAGAUACUCUAUCUCUUUGGGAGAACUGGCCGAGAAAAAGAGGAAUGGUUUAGGAGAUUUAUUCUGGCAUCUAAGCUAAAGUCGGAAAUCAAGAAGUCAUCGGGUGUCUCUGGAGGUAAACCAGGGCUUUUGCCUGCACACAGCAGACACAACAGUCCGUCCGGGCACCUGACCCACAGCCGCAGCAGCAGCAAAGGCAGUGUGGAGGAGAUCAUGUCACAGCCAAAGCAGAAGGAGCUGGCAGGCAGCGUGCGGCAGAAGAUGCUUCUCGACUACAGCGUGUACAUGGGCAGGUGUGUCCCCCAGGAAAGCCGAAGCCCCCAGAGGAGCCCCCUGCAGAGUGCGGAGAGCAGCCCCACAGCUGGGAAGAAGUUGCCAGAGGUUCCACCCUCUGAGGAGGAAGAACAGGAAGCCUGGGUGAAUGCCUUGCUUGGAAGAAUAUUUUGGGACUUCUUAGGAGAGAAAUACUGGUCUGAUCUGGUGUCUAAGAAGAUCCAAAUGAAACUCAGCAAAAUAAAGCUCCCCUACUUUAUGAAUGAGCUCACUCUGACGGAACUUGACAUGGGCGUGGCUGUGCCAAAAAUCCUCCAGGCCUUCAAGCCUUACGUUGAUCACCAAGGACUCUGGAUUGAUUUGGAAAUGUCCUACAAUGGGUCCUUUCUGAUGACUCUCGAGACCAAAAUGAAUUUGACCAAACUAGGUAAAGAGCCUCUUGUUGAAGCCCUGAAGGUUGGAGAAAUUGGCAAAGAAGGUUGCAGGCCCCGGGCAUUCUGUCUGGCGGACAGCGAUGAGGAAUCCUCCAGCGCUGGCUCCUCCGAGGAAGACGAUGCCCCAGAGCCCAGCGGGGGAGACAAACAGCUCCUCCCAGGGGCUGAAGGGUACGUUGGAGGUCAUCGAACAAGUAAGAUUAUGAGGUUUGUUGAUAAAAUUACCAAGUCAAAAUAUUUCCAAAAAGCAACAGAGACAGAGUUUAUUAAAAAGAAGAUCGAAGAAGUCUCCAACACACCCCUGCUGCUCACUGUUGAAGUACAAGAAUGUAGAGGAACCUUGGCGGUCAACAUUCCACCACCCCCGACUGACCGAGUAUGGUAUGGUUUCCGAAAGCCACCACAUGUGGAGCUGAAAGCUCGGCCAAAACUUGGAGAGAGAGAAGUGACUUUAGUUCAUGUGACAGACUGGAUAGAGAAGAAACUGGAGCAAGAGUUUCAGAAAGUUUUUGUCAUGCCAAACAUGGAUGAUGUUUAUAUCACUAUAAUGCACUCAGCCAUGGACCCUCGCUCUACUUCCUGCCUCCUGAAAGACCCACCUGUGGAGGCUGCUGAUCAGCCAUGAUGGGUGAUGUCAGAUGUUCCCCAUAUUGUGACAUCGAGCUGGAUGUGUGGGGUUCUUGGCCGCCAUCUGUACUGUAGCACUGGCCUCUGUGCCACAGCUACUGUUUCUUAAAGGACUGCUUCUGCCCUCUGCCUGCCAGUGCCCAUUCCACUGUGAGGUGUCAUUCCCUGCAUCUAGUGACAACUGUCUGGAUUGCCUGCUGCAAAGCUUUGAUUUGGCAAAGGAGACCAUGGAAGAAUCAUGGUGGAUCCAGAAGUUAUACGUGACCCACACCAUGGCUUUUAAAAGUCUACCCAUGUUUGUGGCAGCAAAUGAGCACAGUAAGAGCAAAGCUGAACAACUUGCCUCCUCUACUCCUCCAAAGCUUUUCUUCAGGCAGCCGGUGCACAGUGGACUUUUUCACUUCUAUACUUUGUAUGCGGCCUUCCACACUUCCAGAGAAUGUCAGUGUGCAAUGUGUCUGGAGGGUGGGGAGAGGAAUUCUGUGAGCCUUUUCAUUUCGGUGACAGAAGAGAUGGGCAGAGCAACUUAUUUUCCACAUUAAAUUGUGCAUUUGGGAAGCAAGUAGCCAUAGUACACACACAACACGCUAUCAGCUUGGGUAAGGACAGUGGGAUUUAUGUGAACAUCAGGCAAAGCCAUGAGAUCAAACCAUCCCAAGCCUUUCACCAAUGAGGUACAACCACCUGGGGGCUAGCUAAUCUUGAAUGUUUUCCUGAGACAGGAGCGUAUGUGAAAACAUCAAACACUGCACAUGACAGGAUGGGUCCUCUCAUACAGAUGGGAUGGGGUUAGAAAGCCAGAGCCAGUUUUUCCAUCUGGCGUUUCCUGUGUCCUCCAGGUUUAUAUGGGAAUCGAAACAGUUUGUUAAUCUGAUUGGGAGAGUUCCAUGGGCAGAUUUCCCUUCCUGAAGGCCAAAACGGAGAACUGCUCUCUUUAAUUAUUUCAAGAGUCAAGACCAAAAGUUUGCUCAGCAUCACACUACAUCUCAAAAUUAAUGUUGCCAACUUAAUUUUGUGCAUUUGUGUCAGAAUGUUUAGUUUACAAGGUUGGGGGCUCUCUUUGCUUCGAGAAGUAAACCUAAUACCAUUUUUUUAUUGUUUAAAGCUGCAUUCAACGUCAAAAUUACCUUGGGUAACUUUUGAUAACUUACAUGUGUGGACAAAGCUAAUAGUGGUUUUUUAAACAGCACCUUGCCUGAACAUGACUUUAAAGAAAUUAAUAUAUUGAAAACAUGUUUGAACCCUUAUUUUAAUUGCACCAUUAAAACAUUUGACUUAAAUUGUUUGACCAUUCCAGUUGGUGUACUGUUCUGAUUUUUCGUUGUGUAGGCCGAUCUGCCUGUCAGAGUCCACGUGUCCUGGUCACUGGUCUUUAUAAUUGUUGUGCAAUAACUAAAGGCUAAGGACUAGAUGCACUAUCGUGUAAAGAGAUUACACAUGACUGUACCAUGUUGCACUUAAUCAAAUAGUAUGUGGGGAUUUAAAAUCGCUUGCAUUGUUUCACAAAAUAAAUAUCUCAAUGUCAAAUACUAGAUAAGCAUCUAAGUCAUUUCUACGGAAUCCUGUUCAGAUAGGGGCACAAUAAAAUGAGUACAGAGCACCGGGGCCCUCACCUGGCAAUCGCAGCUUUCAUUUACUGCGUUGAUCACUGCCCAGUCCUAAGGCUACAAAGCCAUCCUCACUACAUCCUUCAAACUAUGUGCCAUUAUCUUCAGCCCACAUUUAAAGAAUCCAGUGAAA